AUGCGCAUUUUACUUAUGUUAUUACUUACACAUUUUGCAACGUCAGCAGUAACUGAAAACCCGUUGCUAAUGACAACUGGAAAUUCUGAUCAGAUAGCAAAAACGGCUGAGUGCGUUUUAAAACUAUCCGCAAAGUACUUCGUGGAGAGAAAAGCACUAAGCGGCAGCAUAGUCAUUAUCAAUGUUAACUCUUAUUCGUCUACUACACAAGGGCUACUUUUGAAAACCAUACAUAGCAGCAUAAAAUACUCUGUUAUGGCGAAGGACUCUUUUUACCCGCAUGCGAACGCAUCCCAUUUCCCGGAGAAAGCCAAAAAUUAUAUGUUGAUUCUCGAAGAGAGAACUGAGUUAAAGCGGAACAUAUUUCAACUGAAUAAGUUGCCUAGUUGGAAUCCAUUAGCUAAAGCUGUAGUUUUUUACCAAAUCAAAGGAAACGAGAGUGCGCAACGAAUCGCCAUCGAGUUUAUAAACGAACUGCGAGAACACAAAUUUUUCAGGAGUAUAAUAUUCAUAAAUAAUGGAACGGAGUCUGGUGUUACGUCUUAUACCUGGCGACCGUACAGUGAAAAUAAUUGUGGUGGAAAAUGCGACUCUGUGUAUGUGCUGGAUCGGUGUAAAAACAAUUUCGUAGAACAGAUUGAACCUCAACCCGAAUGGUUUCCUUCGAACAUGAAUGGCUGCCCGUUAACCACAUACGCUAUUGUUUCUGAACCGUAUGUUAUGCCCCCAAUCAGAAAAAUCCCGAAUGCCAAAUUCGAUGACGUUUACGAAUUCCAGAAAGGUGGAGAGACUAAUUUAGUGAAAACAAUCGCAGAGUUCUCCAAUAUGACAUUAAUUGUGCGAUUAUCAGCUAUAGAAGAAAAUUGGGGUAUCAUCUAUGCGAACGGAACAGCCACCGGGGCUUAUGGCGUAUUGAGAAAUGAUUCUGUCGAUAUAGUUUUUGGGAACAUUGAAGUUACCAAACAAAUACGAAAAUGGUUUCAUCCGACAAUCAGUUACACUCAAGAUGAAAUCACUUGGUGUUUACCUAAAGCCGGUCAAGCCUCUGCCUGGGACAACUUAGUCAUUAUAUUCCAAUGGACAAUCUGGGUGGCGACAUUCACUAGUCUCAUUUUGAUGGGCUUACUUUUUCACUACAUGUAUUACAGAGAGAAGAAUAAGAAAAUAACUAAAUGGCCAACGAAUUCAUUACUUAUGACUUUCAGUAUGCUAUUAGGAUGGGGUUCGCAUUUCGAACCGAAAACCGCCACAUUCCGCAUUUUGAUCUUCGGUUGGCUGUGUUUCAGCAUAAACAUGGGGAUUUCGUAUGAGUCGUUCUUAAGAAGUUUCCUAAUGCACCCCAGAUUCGAGAAACAGAUAGCUACAGAGUCAGACCUGAUUCAAUCUGGAAUCCGUUUUGGCGGUAGAGAGAUUUAUCGUACCUAUUUCGAAUCUAAUGAUGCUUCCUCGUCUUAUUUGCACACCGAGUAUAGCUCCACUACGUUUUCUGAGGGGAUAAGGCGUGCCGCUUUGAAUCGCGAUUUCGCCGUCGUGUCUUCAAGGAGACAGGCUGAGUACCAAGAUCAGAAAUUAGGGAAAGGUGCGUCGUUGAUUUAUUGCUUCCCUGAAAGUGAUAAUUUAUAUAAAUACAGCGUCGUAUUGUUGGCUAGGAAAUGGUUUCCGAUGUUGGAAAGGUUCAACGGUAUAAUACGUAGCGUUUCCGAGAACGGUUUGAUAAAUAAAUGGAACGAUGAGAUGUUUAUUCAUAGGGUUUCGUUGGAGGGAGCGAGUACUAUUGUGCCGUUAAGCAUUCAGCAUUUGUUGGGAGCGUUUAUGUUUAUUGGUUUCAUGUACGGAACUAGUGCUUUUAUUUUUCUUGUAGAAGUCUUUGUUGGUUUCGUGCAAAGGAGAGCUUUCUUAUCGGCGUUUUUCUGUGGAAAAAAGAAACGUUUUUCAGCUGUUUUUAAAGUUAAAGUGUAG
Bombyx mori (domestic silkworm) is the source of this 1959-nucleotide messenger RNA. RefSeq lists its product as uncharacterized. Bases 1 to 1959 code for a protein of 652 amino acids. Gene Ontology annotation, molecular function: ligand-gated monoatomic ion channel activity. The record is from RefSeq and is a predicted model, not a curated record. The transcript has a single exon. Lineage: Eukaryota; Metazoa; Arthropoda; Insecta; Lepidoptera; Bombycidae. Gene Ontology annotation, cellular component: membrane.